UAAAAUAUGUUAGAUCGAUUAUCAUUUCUUUACAUUAAUCUUACAAUCGUUAUAAACAAUUUCAUAUUUCAAAGUUAUAAAUUAUUACUUUUUGUUGUCACUGCUAUAUGAUGAAUACUAAUAAUGGAAAUGUCAAUUUUACUUCUGAUUAUAAACGAAACGAACAAGAGGAAAUGUUAAUAGCACCACCAUUAGAUUUUUCCUUCAAAAAAGCAACUAACGUGAAUGAACUAGUUAAUCAACAACCUCAGACGAUACGAACUGUUAAAGCACCAAUUCGAACGUCCAAAGAUCGUUUUGCAACAAGUACGAUAUGGUUGAGUAAUAAUUUAUUAACAUCCAUGGAUGGAUUUGAAAAUUUUUGCAAAACUGUUCUAGAAGAUCCAACUUUUUUAAGUUGGUUAGAUCUUUCAUUUAAUGAGAUCACCGAAAUUGGAGACGAUAUCACAAAGUUUCCUAAUUUAAAAAUUUUAUAUUUACAUGGAAAUAAUAUUUCAAGUAUAAAUAAUGUAUUAAAAUUAAGAAAACUAUGUAAUAUGAGAGUCUUAACGUUACAUGGAAAUCCGAUAGAAACUUUACCUUAUUAUAGAGGUUAUAUAAUCAAUGUUAUGUCACAAUUAAUCAAUUUAGAUUUUUCGCCAAUAACUAUAGCUGAAAAGAAACGAGCAUUACCUACUGGAUUUUUUAAAAUAAUAGAACCCGCUUUAUAAACAUAUGUGUUUACAUUUGAAAUUGUUUAUAAAUUAUUGAAA
This is a messenger RNA of Vespula pensylvanica (western yellowjacket), 752 nucleotides long. RefSeq names its product leucine-rich repeat-containing protein 51-like. Gene Ontology annotation, molecular function: protein binding. The record is from RefSeq and is a predicted model, not a curated record. NCBI's taxonomy places the organism in Eukaryota, Metazoa, Arthropoda, Insecta, Hymenoptera, Vespidae. The transcript has 2 exons. Bases 108 to 710 code for a protein of 200 amino acids.